Molecule: messenger RNA, 1344 nt
Organism: Saprolegnia diclina VS20
Lineage: Eukaryota; Oomycota; Saprolegniomycetes; Saprolegniales; Saprolegniaceae
Exons: 2
Coding region: 1-1344 (447 amino acids)
Source: RefSeq, a predicted model, not a curated record
AUGACCAAGCGCGUUUACCAGCGCGCGCCGGCGCCGAGCCUGCCAUGCGUCAUUCUGCAUGGCAUCCUCGAUAUGGUGGACAACGGGCGCGAUGUUGCCGCGCUCCUGAGCGCGCUGCCGGGCUUGACGCUGCCGCCCGAGCUCGUCGCGCUCCGCGACCUCGGCGCCGUCGUCAACCUCGCCGACCACUGGCCGGUCGUGCAGGUCGCGAAGAUCCCGAUCCAGCACGCACGCCUUGGCAUCGCUGCGUUGCCUGUGUUUACCGGUAUCAAAUUGGGCUCUGGCGAUGCCGCGCUGGCAUGGCUCGACGUGGCAUUGCCGACCACGAUGCCCGUGACGCUCUCUGUGAGCGGCAAAGACUUUGGAACGUCUUAUCGCCUUUGCGUCCGACCAGCCCAAGACAUCCUCGCGCGCUGCGUGAACGUCCAGUCUGUUUCGAUAGUGAGCGAAAUUUCGCCGGCCGCGACUGCCGCGUACGUCGCAGCGAUCUCCGCCACGCAUUUGCAAUCGCUUGAUAUCAAUGCGUGGGCCCAGCCCAUGGUCGACGCCUGUGCCAUUGUCGCAUGGCUGCAAGGACCAAAUGCGGCGUCCUUGACACUUGGGUGCGACUCGGUGCGGGAUCCGAUGGCACUUGCCAGCGCGAUUCAAAACUGCUCGACGCUCUCGUCCUUGCGCCUCGUUGAAGCAGUGGACGUCCAGGCCGCUUUGGUGGCGUCAGCCGGCAACUUGCACCAUGUCACGGCGCUCUCUCUUCGCCAAUUCGGAGUCGGCGACCAGUUGGCGCGGGAUCUGCUCAUGAAGCUGGAUCACUCAAAGGUGCGCUCAUUCGCGCUCGACCUUGCGCCGGUCGAUGAUGACGACGAGACGCCCGUGGCCGACGUCUUGACAGCGCUCGCCGAGUGUUCGUUGCUGGAAGCGCUGUGUCUUGACAAGCUGCGUCUGUCGACGGUCCCGACCAGCGGCAACUGCGCGCAGUUGUCGACUGUCGCCGUGCGGGCUGCGACGUUCGAGACGCCCGACGACGUCAUCACGUUGAUCCAGUGGCUCUCGACUUCGCAAAGGUUGACGUCUCUCGACUUGAGCGAAACAUCGCUGGGGCAAGCUGGCGUCGCGGCGCUGACAGAGGCGCUGCCGGCGUGGAUCGCGAGAGGUCUAGCGUCCUUGACGCUUCGGGCGACAGGCCUCAGCGAUAAGGACGCUGCCAAACUCGCUGCCGCCAUCGUAUCGAGCCACAAGCGACAACAUCUAGCGAUCGACUUGACAGACAACGAGCUCACGCCGUACAGUGUGCAGCUGCUUACGACGACGCUCGGGACUACCCCCAACGUCACGCUGAGCUUGUGA